Messenger RNA from Clarias gariepinus (North African catfish), 2019 nucleotides. RefSeq names its product C4b-binding protein alpha chain-like. The transcript has 13 exons. The record is from RefSeq and is a predicted model, not a curated record. Bases 130 to 1782 code for a protein of 550 amino acids. NCBI's taxonomy places the organism in Eukaryota, Metazoa, Chordata, Actinopteri, Siluriformes, Clariidae.
UUUGCACCAAGCACACUUUAUGGAUUCUGACAACUCCUGCUGGAUAAAUGACUGAUUCUCUUUACUGAAUGCUCAAAAGUAGUGAUAAUCUAGGAGAUCCUGGGUGGUAGUUGAUAUUUACAGUUGAAGAUGUUGCUCUACAUGCUCACCUUCUUUAUGCUUCUCAUGACUGUAAAUGUCCAAGCCAAAUGUGUGAGGCCUGUUGUUGGGGAAAACAGAAUUUUAUCUGGUGAAUCAAAUGAACACACCUUCUCUGAUGGAUCAUCUGUAACAUUCAAAUGCUCACCUGGUUAUGUGCCUGAGAGAUCAUCUGCUUCCAGGUCUAUCAUCUGUAUGGGGACCCAAUGGAACGACCUUCAGCUUCAAUGCAAAAAAAGAUCAUGUGGAAAUCCUGGUGAGAUCUUCAAUGGAAAGUAUUUAUUUCAAGAAGGAAUUAUUUUUGGUGCAACCAUUACAGCACAAUGUAAUAAAGGAUUUCGGCUUGUUGGACAACCACAAAGAAAUUGCAGAGAAACUGGUUGGGAUGGAAGAGCUCCUGUUUGUGAAGUGGUAAAGUGUCUAAAACCUCCCAGUAUAGCAAAUGGCAUGUUUAAUCCUGUGGCAGACUCAUACGAUUAUGCAAAUGUAAUCACCUACUCUUGUAAAGGAGGUCUUGAUCUUAUUGGAACUUCAGAACUAUCAUGUUCUGAUGAUGGAACCUUUCAGCCUCCUGCUCCUCAGUGUCUGUUUGUGUCCUGUGAGAGACCAGUAAUCCCUAACGCAAUAAGAAUUGAAGGAAAAUCACCACCUUAUAAAUAUAAGCAGUUUGUCCGCUAUCAGUGUAAUAAAGGCUACAGAAUGGAAGGGUCUGACUUCCUGAUAUGUACAGAAGAUGGGUGGAAUCCACGUCCUCCUCAGUGCACUGUUAUAACUUGCUCAAAACCUCCUGAUAUAGCCAAUGGACAAUUUUACCCAUCAAAACUGUUAUAUGAAUAUGGACAAAGCGUCACAUACUCUUGUGAUACAGGUUUUAGACUUAGUGGAAUUUCUACAAUAGUAUGUACUGAUGAUGAAACAUUUCAGAAGUCUCCUCAGUGCCUGGAGGUGACCUGUGAUGCACCUAAUAUUAAAAAUGCAGUCAUAGUUAAAAGAAAGACUUCACCCUAUAGAUACAAAAUGACCAUCCAGUACCAGUGUAAUGAAGGCUACAGCAUGGAGGGGUCUGACCUCCUGACCUGUAAGGAAAACGGAUGGAACCCACCUCCUCCAAAGUGCAACAUUGCGACCUGUUCAAAACUUCCUGGGAUAAAAAAUGUACAGUUUAAGCCCCUAAAGGAGUUUUAUGAAUAUGGAGAAACAGUCACGUACUCAUGUGAGGAAGGGUUUAGACUUCAAUUUACUUCGACAAUAUCAUGUACUGAUGACGGAACAUUUCAGACUUCUCCUCGGUGUUUGGAGGUGACCUGUGAUCCACCCAAUAUUGAAAAUGCAGACGUAGUUGGAGAAAAGGCACCAUCCUAUACAUAUAACAUGACCAUCCAGUACCAGUGUGAAGAAGACUACACCAUGGAGGGGUCUGACCUCCUGACCUGUAAGGAAAAUGGAUGGGAUCCACCUCCUCCAAAGUGCAACAAGGUGACCUGUGAUGAACCUCCAACUAACAGAAUAUGUAUAGUUGAAAACAAAGCAAAGUAUUAUGAACAUAAAUCAUUAGUCCAAGUCCGUUGUAACCCUGGAAAUACAGAAUGGACUUAUGACAUUAUCUGUGAAGAAAAUGGAUGGAAUCCAGCUCCUUCACAUUGAUGGAAUCAGAAAAACCCUACUUCGUCAUGUUUAACAUGCGAAAUUAAAGAAUGCUUUAAGUGUAUAUUCAGAAAUGUCCAAAUUAACCAAUUAGUGAAAUUUUGUUUUGCAGAAACACUGAAACUGAAAAAAACUGAUAGCUUCUUCCUACUUUUUAAACGAAACACAGUGUAUGUAUGCAUAAAUGCAUGUACAGUACAGUAUGUAUGUAAAAUAAAUGAAUUUCCUGAAAUGUCA